AUGGAGAACCCCGGGUUCGAGAGAUCUAAAGACGACCCUCCACAGUACGAGGAGACGUCUUUCUGCGGAAACGGGUUCACUAACGGGGAACGGCGAGGCGUGCGGGCGUCUGUGGUCAGUGCUUUUGGGCACAACACCCUGGACCGGGUGCCAAACGUUGACUUUUAUCGUAAUGCGGCGAGCAUCAGCGGACACAGAGCCGUCAGACCUUCCCUACAGGAGCUGCACGAAGUUUUCCAGAAGAAUGGAGGCCUUGAUAUUCCCAGUACGGUGGAGGACAGAGAAGGAGCGGAUACCUCGACGCUGGGCGAUGUGGAGUCCAUCAUCCCGCUGGAAGACAAGGAAGCCGGAGGCAUAGUGAAAUUUGGAUGGAUCAAAGGAGUUCUGGUGAGAUGCAUGCUGAAUAUCUGGGGUGUCAUGCUGUUCAUACGGCUGUCGUGGGUGUUCGGACAAGCGGGAAUAGGUUUGGGGAUAGUGGUUGUGUUGUUGAGCAUUGUGGUCACCAGCGUCACCUGUCUGUCCAUGUCAGCUAUAUGUACCAACGGUGUGGUACGAGGAGGUGGAGCGUAUUACCUGAUUUCCCGCAGUUUGGGACCUGAAUUCGGCGGCUCCAUCGGCCUGAUCUUUGCGUUCGCCAAUGCCGUGGCCGUAGCCAUGUAUGUCGUGGGGUUUGCCGAAACUGUGGUGGAGCUUCUCAAGGAAAGCAACGCUCUGAUAGUGGAUCCAGUGAAUGACAUCAGGAUCAUCGGCUGUAUAACAGUGGUUCUGCUGAUGGGCAUCACUGUGGCGGGAAUGGAGUGGGAGGCCAAGGCUCAGGUAGCUCUGUUGGUGAUCCUGCUGCUGGCCAUUGCCAAUGUAUUUGUGGGAACAGUGAUUCCCUCCACACAGGACAAGCUUUCCAAAGGCUUCUUUAACUAUCAAGAAUCCAUCGCGAAGGAAAACUUUCUUCCGGAGUUCCGGGAUGGAGAAACGUUCUUCUCUGUUUUUGCCAUCUUCUUCCCGGCAGCCACCGGGAUUCUGGCUGGAGCCAAUAUCUCUGGAGAUCUGAGAGACCCUCAGGCAGCUCUUCCCAAAGGAACGCUGUUGGCCAUCUUUAUCACAGGAGUUACGUAUUUGGGCAUCGCGCUGGUUGUUUCUGUGACGGUCGUUCGAGACGCAACAGGGAAUCGCAACGACACUAUCCAACCGGGUUUGAGCUGCAACUUCUCUUCGGCCUGUGAUCUGGGCUACGACUUCUCAAUCUGCCAAACAACCAAAUGCAACUACGGCCUCAUGAACAACUUCCAGGUAAUGACUCUAGUAUCUGGGUUCGGACCUCUCAUCACGGCGGGAACGUUCUCGGCCACGCUCUCCUCAGCUCUUGCGUCUCUAGUGAGCGCGCCCAAAGUCUUCCAGGCUCUAUGCAAGGACAACAUCUACAAGGCGCUCAAGUUCUUCGCCAAAGGUCACGGGAAAAACAACGAGCCAAUCAGAGGAUACAUCCUGACCUUCUUCAUCGCUGUAGCAUUCAUCCUCAUCGCUCAGCUCAACACCAUCGCUCCCAUCAUCUCCAACUUCUUCCUGGCCUCAUACGCCCUCAUCAACUUUUCCUGCUUCCACGCGUCAUACGCCAAAUCCCCAGGUUGGAGGCCGGCGUAUAAGUACUAUAACAUGUGGCUGUCUCUGUUCGGAGCCGUGCUCUGCUGUGCCGUGAUGUUUGUGAUUAACUGGUGGGCUGCAUUACUCAGCUACGGCAUCGAGUUCUUCCUCUAUAUUUACGUUACCGUGAAGAAGCCAGAUGUGAACUGGGGUUCGUCCACUCAAGCCGUGACGUUCAUAAACGCUGUGAACAACGCUCUGAUUUUAUCUACUGUGGACGAACACAUCAAGAACUUCAGACCCAAGUGUCUCGUGAUGACAGGAUCGCCCAGAACCAGACCGGCGCUGCUGGACCUGGCACAUUCAUUCACUAAGAAUUAUGGGCUGUGUCUGACCUGUGAGGUGUUUGUGGGUGCGCGUGAUAAGAAUCUGCAGGACAUGAGCGCUGCUGUUCAGCAGAUCCAGCAGUGGCUGAACAAGCAGAAGAGAAAAGCCUUUUACACACCUGUCGCCAGCGAGAACCUGCAGAGAGGAGCAGAAGCGCUGAUGCAGGCGUCAGGACUCGGCAGGAUGAAGCCGAACACAGUGAUGUUGGGAUUCAAGCGUGAUUGGAGAACCGCCAAACCACAGGAAGUUCAAAGCUACGUGGGAAUUCUGCACGAUGCAUUUGAUUUCGAGAACGGGACCGUGAUACUGAGAAUCAGUCAGGGGAUGGACAUCUCUCACAUCCUCAAAGCAGAAGAGGAAAUGGAGCGCAUGAUCAUGGAGCAGCAGGCGCUGGAGAUGGAGGAGAAUGACUUUCAGACACAGGGACGCAAAGGGUUCUUCAACAGGUCCAAGAAAACCUCCAAAAAAGAGCUGACCAGCAAAGUCUCUCUGGAUGUUCCUCAGACAUCAGAUCUGGCGAAGAUGAACCAGCGUCUGGUGGAGGCCAGCAGCCAGUUCAAGAAGAAACAGGACAAAGGGACGAUUGACGUUUGGUGGCUGUUUGAUGACGGAGGUCUCACGCUUCUUCUGCCUCAUAUUCUGACAACACGAAAAAAAUGGAGGGACUGCAGACUCAGGAUCUUUAUCGCCGGGCAGCCUGAACGCAUCGAACAGGACAAAGAGGAAAUGCAGGAGCUCCUGAGGAAGUUCAGGAUCAAAUGUGCUGACAUCAAAGUUAUCACUGAUGUCAACGUCAGGCCCAGCGCAGAGAGCUGGAAACUCUUCGAGGACAUGAUCGAGCCGUUCCGGAUGCACGAGGGUUCAAAGGAGACGUCGCAGGCUGAAGCUCUGAGGAAAGAACAUCCCUGGAAGAUCACGGAUGCUGAGCUGGACGCCUUCGAGGAGAAGACGAUGCUGCAGGUGCGUCUGAAUGAGCUUCUUCAGGAGAGCUCGAGAGCAGCCAAACUCAUUGUGGUGAGCAUGCCCAUCGCCCGUAAAGGCUCCGUCUCUGAUCAUCUGUACAUGGCCUGGCUAGAUGUGCUCACGAAGAAUCUACCGCCGACCGUCCUGAUACGAGGAAACCAUCAGAGUGUGCUGACCUUCUACUCCUGAAGAACAGAACACACACACACACACACACACACUCACACAGUCGCACUCACACACA
Sinocyclocheilus grahami is the source of this 3172-nucleotide messenger RNA. RefSeq names its product solute carrier family 12 member 1-like. Gene Ontology annotation, molecular function: sodium:potassium:chloride symporter activity. The transcript has 26 exons. Bases 1 to 3117 code for a protein of 1038 amino acids. NCBI's taxonomy places the organism in Eukaryota, Metazoa, Chordata, Actinopteri, Cypriniformes, Cyprinidae. Gene Ontology annotation, cellular component: apical plasma membrane. The record is from RefSeq and is a predicted model, not a curated record. Gene Ontology annotation, biological process: sodium ion homeostasis; potassium ion import across plasma membrane; chloride transmembrane transport.